Molecule: messenger RNA, 1054 nt
Organism: Suillus fuscotomentosus
Lineage: Eukaryota; Fungi; Basidiomycota; Agaricomycetes; Boletales; Suillaceae
Product: translation initiation factor eIF 4e-like domain-containing protein
Exons: 4
Coding region: 215-1054 (279 amino acids)
Biological process (GO): translational initiation
Cellular component (GO): eukaryotic translation initiation factor 4F complex
Molecular function (GO): RNA 7-methylguanosine cap binding; translation initiation factor activity
Source: RefSeq, a predicted model, not a curated record
CUACGGCUUACUAAUCCUAUUAUCCUUUGCUUUUCUCAAUCACUCGGGCCUACGAUACCAUCUUGUUCAUACUUUGUCUGUCCAUACUCACUGAUACUCACCGAACGUCCUCUCUUUCUGCUUCUAGUGGCCGAUCCUGGUACUCCAUACUCCAUUAACAUCCAAGAUCUCUUUGUUCUCUCGCAAUUUUAUUCAUCUAUUUAUCCUAUUCACAAUGGCUGGCUACUUCUCCAACCAUUCGCAAUUCCAGACUCGCUUUGCAAACGCAGCAUCUAACACCACCACAACUACAGCUACUACCACACCUGCCAUCCCAGCAGAGACGCGUCCGCGACCCCCUACAAGCAGGCAUUUCUCCACUUCCGUCGCACACCCGCCACACGAGGAGCGCGACCGGGGUGUCGAUGUUCCUGCACCGCUGGCCGUCCACCCUCUCCGGAAUACGUGGGUCUUCUGGUUCCGACAACAGCGCGCUCCGGGAAAUAAAAUCACCAAUUACGAAGAAGGCAUCAAAAAGAUUGCUUCUUUUUCCAGCGUUGAAUCUUUUUGGGGCCUUCAAACGCACCUUUCACGCCCCUCUGCACUCCUGCCCACUACGGACUACCUUCUGUUCCAUGCAGGUGUUCGCAGGCCCGUGUGGGAAGACCCCCUGAAUCGUACUGGUGGAAAGUGGAUCAUACGAUUGCGCAAGGGAGUAGCAGACAGGGUAUGGGAGGACCUUGUUAUGGGUGUCGUUGGUGACAUGUUUGAUGAAUGUGGCACACAGGGGGAAGGGGAAGAAGGGGGGUGGCCAGAAAUUUGUGGUUGCACCAUCAGCGUGCGUCAGAGUGAGGAUAUUGUGAGCUUGUGGAAUCGCGUCGAUGGGGAUGCCAAAGUGCGGGAGAAGAUUCGGGACACCUUGCGCGCUGUGCUCAACCUUCCUCCAUCGACCAUCAUGGAGUAUAAAUCUAAUAACGCUCAUUUUAAUGAUGCAACCACAGACUCCAUGCAAGACAAAUCCUCAUUCCGCAAUUCCGCGAUUGAGAGGAUGCCCAGCAUUGCUGACGCAUCGUGA